ACCGCACAUGAACGGCUGCUCUUUAUGGUGGAUGAGCAUAAUGUUUCUUCGUCUGCCAGCCUCAGAAAAUGAACACCACUCUGUGUGACUCUUUAGUGACCAUGUAUCACCUGACAACAGACCAUCAACUGAACGGCAGCUGCAACUACUCUUCUCCACCUUCCAACUGGACAGCGGGAGGUGACGCCCUGCAGCUGCCCACAUUCACCACGGCAGCCAAAGUCAGAGUGAUUAUUACCUUCAUCCUCUGUGCCACAUCGGCCUUUUGCAACCUGGCUGUGCUGUGGGCGGCGCACAGUGAUGGGAAACGCAAAUCCCAUGUCAGGGUGCUGAUAAUCAACCUAACAGUGGCUGAUCUGCUGGUGACCUUCAUUGUGAUGCCUGUGGAUGCAGUGUGGAACAUCACAGUCCAGUGGCUUGCUGGGGACUUUGCCUGCAGGCUACUGAUGUUUCUUAAGCUGCAGGCAAUGUACUCCUGCGCCUUUGUCACGGUGGUGAUCAGUCUGGAUAGGCAGUCAGCUAUUCUCAACCCUCUGGCUAUCAAUAAGGCAGGAAAGAGGAACAGAGUCAUGCUGUCCGUGGCGUGGGGCAUGAGCAUGUUGCUGUCAGUCCCUCAGAUGUUCCUUUUUCACAAUGUGACCAUCAUCCACCCCGAGGACUUCACUCAGUGUACAACACGUGGUAGUUUCGUCACUCACUGGCAUGAAACAGCCUACAACAUGUUCACGUUUUCCUGCCUGUUCCUGCUGCCGCUGGUCAUCAUGAUCACCUGUUACACAAGGAUCUUCUGUGAGAUCUCCAAACGACUGAAAAAGGACAGCUUGCCCUCCAAUGAAGUGCAUUUGCGGUGUUCGAAGAAUAACAUCCCCAAAGCCCGGAUGAGAACUCUAAAAAUGAGUAUUGUGAUUGUCUUGUCUUUUAUUAUCUGCUGGACUCCAUACUACCUGCUGGGCCUGUGGUACUGGUUCUUCCCUGAUGACCUGGAGGGGAAGGUCUCCCACUCACUGACCCACAUCCUGUUCAUCUUUGGCCUUGUCAACGCCUGCCUGGACCCAGUCAUCUACGGCCUGUUCACCAUUCGCUUUCGAAAGGGGCUCCGGAGGUACUACUGCAAUGGCACCACAGCAUCUGACAUGGAUACUAACACAGUUAUAACUGGAUCUUUCACUUGUGCUGUCAAUUCUUUACCGCUGAAAAGAAAAGUGAGCCCUGCCAGCCAGGAGAGGUUCAUUCUGUGCAGCGAUGCUCACAGCAGAGCAGAGUCAGCCUCACCAGGAAGCAGCUUUUUAACAGCAGACGAUGCAGAAAGAGAUCCAAAACAAUCCAGCCCUGAUAGCAUCAUAUGA
This is a messenger RNA of Toxotes jaculatrix (banded archerfish), 1346 nucleotides long. RefSeq names its product gonadotropin-releasing hormone II receptor-like. The record is from RefSeq and is a predicted model, not a curated record. Gene Ontology annotation, cellular component: membrane. The coding region runs from base 69 to 1346 and encodes 425 amino acids. Gene Ontology annotation, molecular function: gonadotropin-releasing hormone receptor activity; peptide binding. Gene Ontology annotation, biological process: G protein-coupled receptor signaling pathway. The transcript is spliced from 4 exons. NCBI's taxonomy places the organism in Eukaryota, Metazoa, Chordata, Actinopteri, Toxotidae.